AUGGCACGAAACUGUUCACUGAGAAGAAACGGAAAUGGUAACACACACACGCAAUUAAAAGCCUGCCAACGGUCAGAGCAAACAACCGAAGUAUUCGUUGAUUUUCAGAGGGUACUCUUGCAGUAUUCGGUACUUUCUUGCAUUGUAAACCUGUAA
Molecule: messenger RNA, 156 nt
Organism: Haemonchus placei
Lineage: Eukaryota; Metazoa; Nematoda; Chromadorea; Rhabditida; Trichostrongylidae
Source: the annotation of a GenBank genome assembly